Juglans microcarpa x Juglans regia is the source of this 2801-nucleotide messenger RNA. Its product is annotated as protein ADP-ribosyltransferase PARP3. Lineage: Eukaryota; Viridiplantae; Streptophyta; Magnoliopsida; Fagales; Juglandaceae. Gene Ontology annotation, molecular function: zinc ion binding; NAD+ poly-ADP-ribosyltransferase activity. Bases 189 to 2627 code for a protein of 812 amino acids. The record is from RefSeq and is a predicted model, not a curated record. The transcript has 18 exons.
GUCUUUGCCGCAAAAUUGGUCUUGUAAAAGGAGUCCCGGCCCUUCGUGCUUAUAAACUACAACAAUGUUGCCCAACUGAACUUUUUGGUUCUGCGAGAUUUUGGAGGACUCAGGUUUUUGGGAAAUAGUAGAUCAGUACGUUUACAUCACUGUCUUUUCUUUGUCAGAAACAAAUUAAGCGCUGAAAGAUGAAGGUUCAUGGGACGCGAUCUCAUGCUCGCGCUGCCGAAGAAGAUAAGGUAUUGACGAGGAAGCAGAAGGCUGCAGAAAGCAACGAACGGGAAGCUGUGCAAUCUCCAAAAAAGCCAAAGCCCGAAAAUGAUAACACCCAGAUUAAUGGAAGAUCUGCAGACGAAAUAGCUGCUGAGUUUGAAGAGUUCUCUAAAGCCAUUAGAGAGCAACUCUCCAUCCAACAAAUGCGGGAAAUACUGGAGGCUAAUGGCCAAGAUUCCUCGGGCCCUGUUUUUGAUAUUAUCUCUAGAUGCCAAGACUUACUGUUUUAUGGGCCAUUGGAGAGAUGCCCAGUUUGCAAUGGCAAUCUGGAAUACGCGCGCACACGCUAUAAAUGCACAGGGUUUUAUAGUGAGUGGUCUUCUUGCACCUUCAGCACAAAGGAUCCUCCAAGGAAACAAGAACCAACAAAACUACCAGAUUCUGUUCUCAAAUCCCCUGUUGCAGACUUAAUAAAGAAGUAUCAAGAUCCAAGUAGCCGGCCUCGAAGGAAUUUAGUCAUAAUCAAUAAACCUUUUACAGGGAUGGUGAUUUCUCUAACGGGCCGUCUUUCUCGAACACAUGAUUAUUGGAGAAAAGAGAUUGAAAAGCAUGGGGGGAAAGUUUCCAACUCCGUGAUUGGUGUAACUUGUUUGGUUGCUUCGCCGGCUGAGAGAGAACGUGGUGGUUCAUACAAACUUGCGGAAGCAAUGGAGAGAAGCAUACCUGUUGUAAGCGAAGCUUGGUUGAUAGAUAGCAUUCAGAAAAAGGAUCCACAGCCUCUUGAAGCUUAUGAUAUUGUUAGUGAUCUUUUGGUAGAAGGGAAAGGGAUUUCAUGGGAUAAACAAGAUCCUAGAGAAGAGGCAUUCGAAUCACUCACGACUGAACUAAAGGUUUUUGGCAAGAGAGGAGUGCACAAGGAUACUAUAUUGCAGGAGAAAGGUGGAAAGAUCUUUGAAAAAGAUGGGAUACUAUAUAACUGUGCUUUUAAUCUUUGCGACUUGGGGAGAGGACUGAACGACUAUUGUGUCAUGCAACUCAUCUCAGUACCAGGGAGCGGCUUGCAUCUGUUCUAUAAGAAAGGGAGAGUUGGUGAUGAUCCAAAUGCAGAGGAGAGCCUUGAGGAGUGGGAAAAUAUGGAUAAUGCUGUGAAAGAAUUUGUAAGGCUCUUUGAGGAAGUAACUGGAAAUGAGUUUGAGGCCUGGGAAAGAGAGAAGAAGUUCCAAAAGAAGCCACUCAAGUUUUAUCCUGUAGACUUGGAUGAUGGCGUUGAAGUCAGACAUGGAGGUCUUCGUCUUCGGCAGCUAGGAGCUGCAGUCGCUCACUGCAAACUUGAUCCUUUGGUUGCUAAUUUCAUGAAGGUUUUGUGCAGUCAGGGCAUAUACAAGUACGCAUUAAUGGAGAUGGGGUAUGACCCUCCGGAUCUACCAAUAGGGAUGGUCACUACUUUUCACUUAAAAAAGUGUGAGGAGGUUCUGCAGGAGUUCAUUGAUAAAGUGAAAUCAUUGAAAGAGACAGGGCAUAAGGCUGAGGCUGUUUGGUCUGAUUAUAGCCAAAGAUGGUUCAAUCUGAUGCAAUCCACUAGGCCUUUCAUCUUAAGGAACUUCCAAGAAAUUGCAGAUCAUGCUGCAGCAGCUGUAGAGACUGUUCGAGAUAUAACUGUGGCUUCACACAUUAUUGGAGAUAUGAGUGGCCCUACCCUUGAUGACCCUUUGUCGGAUCGAUACCAGAAACUAGGCUGCUCAAUCUCCCCACUGGAUAAAGGGACGGAUGACUACAAGAUGAUCCAGAAGUAUCUGGAUAGAACUUAUGAACCUGUUAAAGUUGGAGAUAUUGAAUAUGAUGUGACCGUUGAGCGUAUAUUUGCAGUAGAAUCGAAUGCGCUCCCUUCUUACGAUGAAAUAAAGAAGUUACCAAACAAAGUCCUUGCGUGGUGUGGCACGCGCAGCUCAAAUCUGUUGAGGCACUUGCAUCAAGGCUUCUUACCAGCAAUAUGCCAGCUCCCUGUCCCGAGUUAUAUGUUUGGGCCGGCGAUCGUCUGCUCUGAUGCUGCAGCUGAAGCUGCUAGAUAUGGGUUCACUGCGGUAGACAGGCCAGAAGGGUUCUUGGUCCUCGCAAUUGCUUCUCUAGGAAAUCAAGUUAUGGAAGCAAAGAAGGCACCCGAGGACACCAAGACUUUCCAAGAUAAGAAGAUCGGGGUGAAACGAUUGGGUCGAACGAAGACGGAUGAAUCAGAAUACUUCAUUUGGAAAGAUGACAUCAAAGUUCCUUGUGGUCGACUGGUUCCCUCGGGUCACCAAGAUAGCCCAAUUGAGUAUAAUGAGUAUGCAGUUUAUGAUCCUAAACUGGUGAGCAUAAGGUUCGUGGUGGAGGUGAAGUACGAUGAGAAGGGUGUGGUGAUGGACACAGAGGAGUGAAGGACAGGAUGCAAGAGGUUUUGUGUACAGUUCUGUGUCUGUCUUUUGUAACUGCUUUUACCUUUUGUACAGGGGAUGGAACUUUCUUUUGUUGGGAAGGUUGGAUGGUGUGUAUAUAAUCAUCCAACCUUCGGCUAAGAUUACAAUCUAUAACAUUAUCUAUUAUAUUAAGUA